Podospora anserina S mat+ is the source of this 1296-nucleotide messenger RNA. RefSeq lists its product as uncharacterized. Gene Ontology annotation, cellular component: nucleus; MCM complex. The coding region runs from base 1 to 1296 and encodes 431 amino acids. Gene Ontology annotation, biological process: mitotic DNA replication initiation; double-strand break repair via break-induced replication; DNA strand elongation involved in DNA replication. Gene Ontology annotation, molecular function: single-stranded DNA helicase activity; single-stranded DNA binding; ATP binding. The record is from RefSeq and is a predicted model, not a curated record. The transcript has 2 exons. NCBI's taxonomy places the organism in Eukaryota, Fungi, Ascomycota, Sordariomycetes, Sordariales, Podosporaceae.
AUGCGGCCCAAGACCGGGUGCGCCAGGCCAUGGAGUUUCUCGAUCCCCGGCUACAGAGCAGACAUCAUCACGAUGCUGCAAAAAAACCAGCGCCGGCUCGUCGUUAACAUCGAUCGAGUCCGCGACCACAACCCCGAGAUGGCCGAGGGCCUCCUCUACGACCCCUUCGACUUCACCCUCGCCUUCAACCACGCCCUCAAGUCCAUCGUCAAGGCCCUCCCACAAGCCCGCAAGGACCAGACGGACGACGACGUGCUGUACUACUGCGCCUUUGCCGGCAGUUUUGGUUUGAACACUUGCAACCCGCGGAGUCUGGGGUCGCAGCACUUGAACAGCAUGGUCUCCAUCGAGGGCAUCGUCACCCGCUGCUCGCUGAUCAGACCCAAGAUCGUCAAGAGCGUGCACUACAACGAGACGAAGAAUAUUUUCCAGUGGAAGGAAUACCGCGACCAGACGAUGACCAACGGCGCGACGACCACGUCGGUGUAUCCCCACGAGGACAACGAGGGGAACCCGCUGAUCACAGAGUAUGGGCUCUGCACGUACAGGGAUCACCAGACGAUUUCGAUCCAGGAGAUGCCCGAGCGGGCGCCUGCGGGGCAGCUGCCAAGGGGGGUGGAUGUGAUUUUGGAUGAUGACCUGGUGGACAAGGCCAAGCCGGGAGACAGAGUCCAGCUGGUGGGCAUCUUCAGGACGCUGGGGAACAGAAACACCAACCACAACAGCGCGCUGUUCAAGACGGUGCUGCUGGCAAAUAAUGUCGUGUUGCUGUCGACCAAGUCGGGGGGUGGGAUCGCCACGGCGGCGAUUACGGAUACCGACAUCAGGAACAUCAACAAGAUUGCGAAAAAGUCAAAGGUGUUUGAGCUGUUGAGCCAGUCGUUGGCGCCGAGCAUUUUCGGGCAUGAUUACAUCAAGAAGGCGAUUUUGCUGAUGCUGCUGGGGGGGAUGGAGAAGAAUCUGGAGAAUGGGACGCACCUGAGGGGUGAUAUCAACAUUUUGAUGGUGGGUGACCCUUCGACGGCCAAGUCGCAGCUGUUGAGGUUUGUGUUGAAUACGGCGCCGUUGGCGAUUGCCACCACCGGCAGGGGGUCGUCUGGUGUGGGCUUGACGGCUGCGGUGACGAGCGACAAGGAGACGGGGGAGAGGAGGUUGGAGGCGGGUGCGAUGGUUAUGGCGGACAGGGGCGUGGUCUGCAUCGAUGAGUUUGACAAGAUGAGCGACGUGGAUCGGGUGGCUAUCCACGAGGUUAUGGAACAGCAGACGGUUACGAUUGCGAAGGCGGGGAUUCAUUAG